GGCAAAUGUACAUAUGUCUUGCAUAUUCAGAAAAUUCCCGUAUUUGUACACUUUGAAAACCCAAAACCAUGGUCUUGACCCCACAAGAAGUGGAUUGUAUCAUAAAGGAGCUGACAUCUCUAAAUGGCAACGACUGCACACUUGCAGAGGACCUUAUCGAGAGACUCAUUCAGGAUACGCGUGAAGUGUUAAUGUGCCAACCGAUGCUACUGAAAUUGGAGACUCCGGUGAAAAUCUGCGGCGAUAUCCAUGGUCAGUUUACGGAUCUCCUGCGCAUUUUCAAGGCAUGUGGGUUUCCCCCAAAGGCAAACUACUUAUUUCUCGGGGAUUACGUGGACAGGGGUAAACAAUCCCUGGAGACGAUCUGCCUGCUGUUCGCCUAUAAGGUCAAGUACCCAUUGAAUUUCUUCCUGCUCCGUGGAAAUCACGAGUGUGCCAGCAUCAAUAGGAUUUACGGAUUUUAUGAUGAGGUUAAGAGGAGGCAUACAGUGCGUUUAUGGCGGAGAUUCACGGAUUGUUUUGACUGGCUUCCGGUGGCCGCGGUUGUUGGAGAUCGCAUCUUCUGCUGCCAUGGAGGUCUAGGUCCAUCUCUCCGGAGACUGGAGCAAAUCUGUCUUCUCCGGCGACCUACGGAUGUUCCAGACGAGGGCAUCCUGUGCGACCUUCUUUGGGCUGAUCUCAAUCACACCACCGAGGGAUGGGGCCACAAUGAUCGGGGUGUCAGCUUCACCUUUGAUGAGGUAAUUGUGCAGAGUUUCCUGAAAGCCCAUGACCUGGACUUAAUGGUUCGUGCCCAUGAGGUCGUGGAGGAUGGCUAUGAGUUCUUUGCCAACCGUCAUCUGGUCACCAUCUUUUCAGCCCCGAACUACUGCGGUCUUAUGAACAAUGCCGGCGGAGUGAUGAGUGUGAGCCAAGAAUUGCUCUGUUCCUUUGUUAUUAUCCUACCGAGGCAUAAAUGCGAAGUUAACCAAGAAAAAGAGAAGUGAUGAUCUAAAAAAUGAGCAUUUUCAAUAUAUCUUGUGAUGGUUUUGAAGUU
Drosophila suzukii is the source of this 1036-nucleotide messenger RNA. It is a transcript of the gene PpY-55A, whose product is annotated as Protein phosphatase Y at 55A. Gene Ontology annotation, molecular function: protein serine/threonine phosphatase activity. Lineage: Eukaryota; Metazoa; Arthropoda; Insecta; Diptera; Drosophilidae. The record is from RefSeq and is a predicted model, not a curated record. Gene Ontology annotation, cellular component: cytoplasm; nucleus.